Messenger RNA from Saprolegnia parasitica CBS 223.65, 369 nucleotides. RefSeq lists its product as hypothetical. The transcript has a single exon. The record is from RefSeq and is a predicted model, not a curated record. Gene Ontology annotation, molecular function: ATPase-coupled transmembrane transporter activity; ATP binding; ATP hydrolysis activity. NCBI's taxonomy places the organism in Eukaryota, Oomycota, Saprolegniomycetes, Saprolegniales, Saprolegniaceae. The annotation marks the transcript as partial.
UUCCCCGACGGCUACGAGACCCAAGUCGGCGACCGCGGCGUGCAAGUGUCGGGCGGCCAGAAGCAGCGCAUUGCGAUUGCCCGCGCGAUCCUUCGCGACCCCGAGGUGUUGCUCCUCGACGAAGCCACGAGCGCGCUCGACAACGAGAGCGAGCGCAUCGUGCAAGCGUCGCUCGACAAGCUCUUGCAGCUCAAGAAGCGGACGACGAUCAUUGUGGCCCACCGGCUCACGACGAUCCAGAACGCCGACAUCAUUGCGGUCGCGAGCAAUGGCGUGAUUGCCGAGAAAGGCACGCACCACGAACUCAUGAAGAUUCCCAACGGCCUCUACGCCGCCCUUGUCUCGCGCCAGAUGCAGCAGCCCAAGUAA